This is a messenger RNA of Columba livia (rock pigeon), 2564 nucleotides long. It is a transcript of the gene RBM22, whose product is annotated as RNA binding motif protein 22. Gene Ontology annotation, molecular function: pre-mRNA binding; U6 snRNA binding; metal ion binding. The coding region runs from base 141 to 1403 and encodes 420 amino acids. Gene Ontology annotation, cellular component: U2-type catalytic step 1 spliceosome; U2-type catalytic step 2 spliceosome; Prp19 complex. The record is from RefSeq and is a predicted model, not a curated record. Lineage: Eukaryota; Metazoa; Chordata; Aves; Columbiformes; Columbidae. The transcript is spliced from 11 exons.
GCCUCACACCGUCGCUUCGGUGCUCGCUUCCCCGGUACGUCGCUGACGGAAGUGGCGUCACUUCCGUCUCCCGCCGCCUGCCGGGCGCGGGGCGGAGCGGCGCGGGUGUUCCGGUGGCGGAGCGGAGCGGCCCCGCCGCCAUGUCCACAUCGCUGGGCUCCAACACCUACAACCGGCAGAACUGGGAGGACGCGGACUUCCCCAUCCUGUGCCAGACAUGCCUUGGAGAAAACCCAUAUAUCCGAAUGACCAAAGAAAAAUAUGGAAAAGAAUGCAAGAUUUGUGCCAGGCCUUUCACAGUGUUUCGCUGGUGCCCUGGUGUUCGUAUGCGUUUCAAGAAAACAGAAGUAUGCCAGACAUGCAGCAAGCUGAAGAAUGUCUGUCAGACCUGCCUGCUUGACCUGGAAUAUGGUUUGCCUAUUCAAGUCCGGGAUGCAGGACUCUCCCUCAAGGACGAAAUGCCCAAGUCUGACGUUAAUAAAGAGUAUUACACCCAGAACAUGGAACGAGAGAUAUCUAAUUCUGACGGCACUAGACCAGUUGGUGCACUAGGAAAAGCUACUUCUACCAGCGACAUGCUGCUGAAGCUGGCUCGGACCACUCCUUACUAUAAACGUAACCGUCCUCACAUCUGUUCCUUCUGGGUAAAGGGAGAAUGCAAGAGAGGAGAAGAGUGUCCCUACAGGCAUGAGAAGCCUACAGAUCCAGACGAUCCUCUGGCUGAUCAGAACAUCAAAGAUCGUUACUACGGAAUUAAUGAUCCUGUGGCUGAUAAACUUCUGAAACGAGCAUCAACCAUGCCUCGUCUAGACCCCCCUGAUGACAAGACUAUUACUACCCUCUAUGUUGGAGGGCUUGGAGAUACUAUCUCUGAAUCAGAUCUCAGAAAUCACUUCUACCAGUUUGGGGAGAUUCGGACGAUAACUGUGGUGCAGAGGCAGCAGUGCGCGUUCAUCCAGUUUGCCACCCGGCAGGCUGCGGAGGUGGCUGCUGAGAAAUCCUUCAACAAACUCAUCGUCAACGGUCGCAGGCUGAAUGUCAAAUGGGGAAGGUCCCAGGCAGCAAGAGGAAAAGAAAAGGACAAGGAAGGUACUACAGAAUCUGGGAUAAAGCUGGAGCCAGUUCCAGGGCUUCCUGGAGCUCUCCCCCCUCCUCCAGCUGCAGAAGAGGAGGCUUCUGCAAAUUACUUCAACCUACCUCCAAGCGGCCCUCCAGCCGUGGUUAACAUCGCUUUGCCACCUCCUCCUGGCAUCGCUCCGCCACCACCUCCAGGUUUUGGACCACACAUGUUCCACGCUAUGGGGCCUCCACCUCCAUUCAUGAGAGCCCCAGGCCCCAUCCACUACCCAUCCCAGGAUCCCCAGAGGAUGGGUGCCCACGCAGGGAAGCACAGCAGCCCCUAGCACGUCCUGCUGCCCUCGUCUUUUCAGUAAAUGUUAUUUUAUAGUUACCAUGGUAGCACCAUUUGUUGAGCUGUGGGUGAGCUAGCGAAGCCUUAUUUCCCUGCUUGAAGACACUGGGCGAGCUGAGCUCCGUGUCUCCACUGGCUGCUGGGAUGGUUGAUACAUCCCAGGUCUUUCAUUUAGUGCAGGGGGGUGGGGGGGCGGGGGGCAGACGGAGCAGGGCUGUCGGGGUUCUGUGGAUCAGGUGUACCAGAAUUACAGUGCUAGCCAUGUAUCCCCUUGGCACACUUUUGAAAUAAACUUCUGGAAAAACAAAAGCAAACCCUUUCCAAGCCCAUUUGAUAUCCUCAGUCUGAACACUAUGGACUGUUCAAAUGUAACCAGAGGCUCUUUCUGUGUCAGGUAAUGGCUUCUUAUUUUAAUGAGCUAUUAAACCAGGACUCAAUAAGAGCUGAAAAGCAAGCUUAUCAGAGGUGCCAGACCCAUGGCUUUGCCCUUCUAUUGCCACAGAAUUUUCCUCCUUCCCUUUUCCUGUCUUUCUGCUUAAAAACCGAAAACCAAAACCUUUUUUGAUGCUUCAUUUCUAAUCUUGCCCAUCCUGAGCCAGAUCAGCGUUGGGUCAUGCAAGCAGCCCCUGGGGGGCGUGGAUGUGACAUGGAGCUGCAGGUUGGCGGUUGCCUGGUUUUGGUGGUUGCCUGGUUUCAGAAGUUGCCAGUUCUGGACUGGUGACAGUCCCCCCAGUGGCCCCCAUAGCCUGCAGUGCUGACAGCUGCGGGGGGGAGGACACAGUGCAGGUGCAAAAGCUUGUCCUGGGGAUAUUUGGAGCAUGUCUGGGGCUUUUGAGGCCAGUGGAUACAAUCUCUUUAACUGUGAGAUGGAUCUCAUUCUGUCCUACUUUGGUAAGAUGUGAAACAUUGUUUUUCCCUGUGCUCCAGCUCUAGUGUUUGUCCAAGAGCGACUGUGUCCUGCAUGGAGCCUGCCAUUGAAUAAGAUGUGCGUGCACGUGGCUGGAGGAUUUUAAGUUUAUCUGUUGUGUCAGCUGCUUUCGUAUCUUGGAUCUGUAGACACCUUUCUGUAAAGCAAAACAUGAUUGGACCUGUUCCGAAGCUUCGUUUGCUUGUUUUAAAAAAACAUACAUUAAAAUAUUUGAAUUUUUCAACA